UCUCCUAUCCUCUGAGCACCCUUCAUCCAUGAAACAUCUUCUGGUUUUGGCUGUUACCCUGUAUCUGGCUGAGACCAUCUCAGUCAAGAAGUGUUGGGGUACAUCAGGCAGGUGCAGAACAACAUGUAAAGAAAGAGAAGUGUUCUAUACAUUAUGCAAAUCUGAAGAUAAGUGCUGUGUGAACCCCAAGCAUGUACCCAAAUUGGGAUCCUCAAACGUGGAUGGAAGAUGGGGAUCAUUUUCUGCAGUCUGA
Molecule: messenger RNA, 253 nt
Organism: Chinchilla lanigera (long-tailed chinchilla)
Lineage: Eukaryota; Metazoa; Chordata; Mammalia; Rodentia; Chinchillidae
Gene: Defb121
Product: defensin, beta 121
Exons: 2
Coding region: 29-253 (74 amino acids)
Biological process (GO): innate immune response
Cellular component (GO): extracellular region
Source: RefSeq, a predicted model, not a curated record